CCUUCACUUGCCUUUGCUGAUGUCGAGGAGAGACAAGUGAGGAGUGAGAUCGGCGAGUGUCUUAAUUUGCCCAGGUACAAAUUUCUCACAUUUCUCACCUCCACCACAACAAUAACACAAUGCCACGAUCAUAUCAUUAAGCCUUUCCUCACUAAUUCCAAGUUGUGCUAUUUACCACGAGAACCAGACCAGUAUCAAGUCGUUCAACAUUAUUAUUUUCUACAAGUUGUAUUGUGGUUGUGCGACGAGGACGACUCAAAAGACCAGAAUUAGUCGGUGCAGUGACUAGUGUGAAUUAUAAAUGUCACGAAAGAUUGCACGUCUAUUUCUUCAAUUCAAGUUUAAAUUGGUGUAAAAUAAUUUGUGGGUGGGUCGACAGCACCUGGUUUUUUUCUAACAAUAGCACGAUAAAUUAUAUUUCGGAUUGUUCAAGAAAUUUUAACCUCAACCAACAGUUGUACUAAUUUUGGCGUGGUGUGAUUACCAAUAAUAAGUGCUUCUCCCCUGUAGUACAUCCAUAGUACAUAAUCUAAUGGGUUGAUUGUGAAUAUUUGACCGUUUUCGUGGAUAAUAACGACAAAUGCAUGGAUCAAGAGGACAAAACCGGGCGGCAGCGAGUAAGCAAACUUAUGGACAAAGUUUGCUGCUAAGUGUCGCGUGCCCAGAUAUUGAUACUGCUGCUCCAUACGCUUAUUCCAAUGAAUCCUUCCUGCCACUUCCUUCCCAUCAACCAGCCUCGUCCCACAGGAAACCACCACCCACCAGCAGCAGAAGCAAUUCACCUUUUUCUGCCCAACCAACAAAACCGAUAAGGGAAUUCUCAAGGUCUUGGAAGGAAAUUGGAGGAGGACGAGGACCAAGACCGCGAUGUGUCGACGAAGAGUCUCUCUUUUCCCUCAACUUCCCUUCGUCACAUCAUGGUCGAAGCCAUAAGGGGUCAGGAAAUCGAACAACUUCAAGCCCAACUCCACCAGGUCGUAGAAAAUUCAUCUACCGAUGCUUCCAGAUUUUCAGCAUCCUCAUCGUAGGAAUUAGUGUGUAUGCUCUAGUCGAAAAUAUCAAGUACCUCAUCCGCACUUAUGACGGAGAUGUGGACGAGUUGUCUCAGGGAAUUGGCAACCGCUUUGUAAAUAUUAAUGAGGAGUUGCAGUCCUGGGUGGUGAUUAAAAGAGAAUCCGACCUUUUUUCAACGACUAGUUCGGAUAACAACCCCAAAUCAACAACUGUUCAAAGUGUAGAGAUGCCGAAAUCUUUUGAAAAAUUUGUACUAAAUAUUAAUAGCAUCCCAUUCGACAUCAAUAACGACUCUGUAUGUAAAUCAACGCCAGAAAAUCAUCCUCAUCUUGGCGGAGAUGAUGCUGGGAUUUAUUUUAUGAUAAUUAUCCACUCUGCUCCUGCUCAUUUUGAAGCUCGUCAAGCCAUUAGAACCACCUGGGGUUCGUUGAAGUCUCUCAAAAACGUGGCCUUUAAACUGGUCUUCCUAAUGGGCAAGACGAGCCAAGAAGACGAGGAAGCUGGUCUCGUGGAGAGCUCAAUACUUCGUGAGAGCCAAAUCUUUGGAGAUAUUGUAACCGGGUCCUUUAUCGACUCGUAUAAGAACUUAACUUACAAACAUCUUUUGGGCUACAAAUGGGCCGUCAGCUUUUGUCCCGACUCGGCCUUUAUUCUUAAAGCUGAUGAUGACGCUUUCAUUGACAUUUUCCAACUCUUUGACUUCAUCUCCAGAACGUAUGGGAUCAAACCCAUGCCAGGAACAUUGAUCUGCAAUGUUUUCCCAGAAGGUUCGAAACCUGUUCGAGCUUCCGACACUCAGGGUAAAAAAUGGACUGUAGACCUGUCAGAGUAUCCCUUCUCCAUGUAUCCAAAGUAUUGUGGGGGACUAGCUUAUCUAAUUACCCCAGAUGUCGUGAAAAGAAUUUUGGACUUGAGUGACAAGGUAAAAUUUCUGUGGAUCGAUGAUGUCUUCGUGCUUGGCAUACUCAGGGAGCUGGCAGGCGUGGAACCAUUCUAUCUCAAUCUCCGAUACUCGUACGAACCAGACCGGUAUCGAAAAUGGCUGCUCAAUUACAAGGAGAACAAUGGAUCCGAUCAUUCGACCACAACAAGCGACAUCAAUGAUUUUCACAAUAAUCUUCGCUCGUCCAAACUCCCAUUCAUGAUUACACAUGUUGAGAGGGGUCCAAAAUUUUCAGAAGAAAUGAACCAAUUGUGGCGGAAGACAAAACAAGCUUGGGGCAGACAAUAAUAUUCGGAACUGAAAUAAUGUACAACUAAAAAUGUGAUUUCUAUUUUGAUAAAAUUACCUAAAAUAAAUAUUCCCACGACAAUCUGCUUCGGUUUUCUACAUGACUGACUACUGAGGAUUCUCAUCUGCUCUUUUUUUUGCGAAUAAGUGUGUGAUCGUGAUGCGCUAAGAAGAUGAAGUCUUCCCAAUGUGCUUGCGUGUCAAAUUUAACAAAUUUUUAUUUUAUGAUUCUUAUAAAAGUACAAGAGGGAUGUGAUUAGCACCUUGUUAGUAAAUAGUUAAGUAGUAUUUUAUUGUUCUCCAUUGAUUAAAGAGUCAUUACCAAGAGCA
Molecule: messenger RNA, 2575 nt
Organism: Folsomia candida
Lineage: Eukaryota; Metazoa; Arthropoda; Collembola; Entomobryomorpha; Isotomidae
Exons: 3
Coding region: 581-2245 (554 amino acids)
Cellular component (GO): membrane
Molecular function (GO): hexosyltransferase activity
Source: RefSeq, a predicted model, not a curated record